CAGACACGAUGGCGCUGGGGCGCUGAUCGUGCUGCAUGAGAGACGUUCGCCGCCAUCCUGAAAGGGAUGGGCGACCCUAACGUGAGCCAGACACGAUGGCGCUGGGGCGCUGAUCGUGCUGCAUAAGAGACGUUCGUCGCCAUCCUGAAAGGGAAUGGGCGACCCUAACGUGAGCCAAACACGAUGGCGCUGGGGCGCUGAUCGUGCUGCAUAAGAGACGUUCGCCGCCAUCCUGGAAGGAGUGGGCGACCCGAACGUGAAAGAGACACGAUGGCGCUGAGAAGCCGAUCGUGCUGCAUAAGACGGUCGUCGCCAUCCUGGAGGGUAUGGGCGAGCCGAACCGUGAAGCCAGGUACGAUGGCGCUGAGGGGCCGAUCGCACUGCAUAAGACGUUCGUCGCCAUCCUGGAGGGAAUGGGGCGAUCCGAACGUGAAAGAGGCACGAUGGCGCUGAGAAGCCGAUCGUGAUGCAUAAGACGUUCGUCGCCACCCUGGGAGGGAAUGGGCGAGCUGAACGUGAGCUGGGUACGAUGGCGCUGAGGGGCCGAUCGUACUGCAUAAAAAUAGUGAUAAUCGUGAGUGGUAAUCGUCUCGCGGCCCUCGGCCGUGCUGGUGAUGUGUCAAGUCUCUAUCCUGAUUGGCUGUGAGAAGCCGAUCGUCUGCCAGGACUCCAUCCAGGAAGGAAUGGUGAGCCUGAAAAAAAUUUGGGUGAUGUCCCUCCGUCUGAUCUGGGGAGCUGGUAUUCGUCGUCCAAGGCAAAAGAAAGCCUGAUGUUAGCCGAUCGUCGUCGGCCACUUCAUUCUUCGUACUUAAGUUUUGUAUUUGUUCUUUAUAUAUGUUUUUCAGUUUGUACUUCCCGGCCAAUAGCGCCGAGGGAUAAAAUCAUUCUUUGCUCCGUGCUCUUCUGGCAUCUUUUUUUUUUUUUUUGAGGGAGGCAAUCUAUAGUCUUCGUUCGUCCUUGGUCCUUGGUCCUACCGGCGUCCCUACUUCGAGGAGACGUUCGGUAUCCGCAGACAUCGCAAGGAGGAACAGGUUUAUCUACAUCGAGAUUCCCCCUUUUUUCGUUCGUCCGUGGUCCUUUUAGUCUUACCGGCGUCUCUUGCUUCGAAGAAGACGUUCGGUACCCAAGGAUCUCGCAGGGACGAACAGGUUUACCCUCACGGGUUCCCGACUUUGUUAUCCCACGUCCAUCGAUCCAUGGUCAUUUGUGGGAUAAACAGGUUUAUCUUGGCAGGCUCCCUUGGUUCGUCUAGCCCCCUCCGCGUCUCUACUAACCUCUACAUCGAGAGGCGUUCGUCUUCGGCGGUGGGGGAAGAUCUGGCACGCCCGGGCAAGAUUCCCUUCCGCAUAGGAGCUACCCUCCUCUUCUCCCCAUCUUUUUUUUUUGAGGGAGGCAAUCUAUAUUCUUCGUUCGUCCUUGGUUCUUGGUCCUACCGGCGCUCUUGCUUCGAAGAGACGUUCGGUAUCCGCGAAACUCGCAAGGAGGAACAGGUUUAUCUACAUCGAGAUUCCCCCUUUUUUCGUUCGUCCGUGGUCCUUUUAGUCUUACCGGCGUCUCUUGCUUCGAAGAAGACGUUCGGUACCCAAGGAACUCGCAGGGACGAACAGGUUUACCCUCACGGGUUCCCGACUUUGUUAUCCCACGUCCAUCGAUCCAUGGUCAUUUGUGGGAUAAACAGGUUUAUCUUGGCAGGCUCCCUUGGUUCGUCUAGCCCCCUCCGCGUCUCUACUAACCUCUACAUCGAGAGGCGUUCGUCUUCGGCGGUGGGGGAAGAUCUGGCACGCCCGGGCAAGAUUCCCUUCCGCAUAGGAGCUACCCUCCUCUUCUCCCCAUUUUUUUUUUGAGGGAGGCAAUCUAUAUUCUUCGUUCGUCCUUGGUUCUUGGUCCUACCGGCGCUCUUGCUUCGAAGAGACGUUCGGUAUCCGCGAAACUCGCAAGGAGGAACAGGUUUAUCUACAUCGAGAUUCCCUAGCUCUUCUUUGUCCGUCCCUGGUCCAUGGUCCUACCGAUCUUCCUACAUCGAAGAAGACAUUCGGCGUCCAAGAAACUCGCAGGGAUCACGGGAUGUCACACAUAAUGGUGGUGGCAUAGCGAACAAUAUAAUGACGAGGCGAUAGAAUAGCUGGUCGUCAUGCGAAGGCGAUGGUCACCCUCCUGGAGGGGAGUCGUGAGCCCGAUCGCAAACUCAAGAGGGUCGGCAUCGGGAGCCGACAAAUAAUGAUCAUAAUGCCGCUGAGCAGUCGGUCCUGAAAGAAUCAAGCAACGACCCUCAUCCGCGAGGAGCGGGGAUGAGGCCGGUCUUCAAAUAUGAUAAACACGCCGAGCCGGGAGGCCGGUCGUGAUGUAAUGAUGUCGGCAAUGAGAGGCCGACCUGACAGAAUCAAGCAACGGCCCUCAUCCGCGAGGAGCAGGGUGAGGCCGGUCUUCAAAUAUGAUAAGCACGCCGAGCCGGGAGGCCGGUCGUGAUAUAAUGGUGUCGGCACUGAUAGGCCGACCUGAAAGAACCAAGCAGCGGUCCUCGUCCGCGAGGUGUGGGGACGAGGCCGGUCUUCAAAAGAUGAACAUGCCGAGCCGAGGGGCCGGUCGUGGUAUGAUAAUGUCGGCAAUGAGAUGCCGAUCAAGAUAUGGUCAAGCAACGGUCCUCGUCCGCGAGGUGGCGGGGACGAGGCCGGUCUUCGAAUAUGAUAAUCACGCCGGUCCGAGAGGCCGGUCGUGAUAUAAUGGUGUCGGCACUGAUAGGCCGACCUGAAAAAACCAAGCAACGGUCCUCAUUCGCGCAGUGCGGGGACGAGUCCGGUCUUCAAAUAAGAUAAUCACGCCGUGCCGAGAGGCCGGUCGUGAUAUGAUGAUGUCGGCAAUGAGAGGCCGACCUAAAAUCCAGCAACGGUCCUCCUCCACGCAGCUCGGGGACGAGGCCGGUCUUAAAAGAUGAUAAUCACGCCGUGCCGAGAGGCCGGUCGUGAUAUGAUUGUGUCAGUUGGCCCUCGGCCGUGACGGUCUCCUCUAGGCCUUCGGCCUCUGAAUGAUGGAUGAUCGUCUCACGGUUCUUCGCCGUGGCAGUCCCCUCUAGACCUUCGGCCUCUAGGUGUUCUUCCUAGGCAAUCGGUCUCUGGGGUGGAGAUGCUCGUCCCACGGUUCUCAACCGUGGUGGUCCCCUCUUUAGCUGGCCCUGAACGUCUCCAAGACUUGGGCCGAGCGUCUUUUAAUCAUUUCUCUCGAACGCGUCGAGUGGCUUCAGCUGCGCAAUAAGCAUGAUGACGGGCCGCACGGCCCGACAAUAUGUAUACACACAUAACCAUCUGCAUGGCUUUCUUUCUAACAUCCACGAUUACCGGCCUAUGGGUUAUCGUGACCCUCGGCCCGGCUCAUCGUGCAGGGUUAAUGGACGUAGUAGCUCGCGGCGGGGCCAACUAGCAGCCCGCCGAACGUCACAUAGAGAUAUUCAUCGGUCUGUGAGUUUUCAAACUCAGACCCAUGUUGGUCGCACUGCCCUCGGAAAAACGAGGUUGAGUGCUUUGGUGCCCUCGGGCCCCACAGGCCACGUUUGGCACAGUCACCUCGCCUAGUGGCGCAGGUGGUACUAGGGUACUAUCGUCGCUCGAGCACUUGGUGCCGUGCGGACUAUUGCGUAACCCCCAAAUUAAAACGCGUCAUCGGGACACUACCCUCGGGAGACGCUCAGAUCGCUAAUCAAAGCCGAUCGAGAGUGGGCUAAUCGAACCCACCAACAAUUAAAUAUUUAAUAAAAAGUUGGCUGAACUAAUUAUCACUAGAGCUUCGCUCUGCAUUAUUUAAUUUCGGGACACUUUUAUCCCUAAUAAAUAAUAGUGAUGUACGGGUAUUAAUAAUAGUAUUAUCCUACCAUAAGUCAUUCAGAUACGCUCCGUUCGCUAAUUAAAGCCGAUCGGGAGCGGGCCAACGGGCUCACAACAACCAGUCAUUAAAUUUAAAUGACGGGGAAACUAGUUAUCACUAGAGUAUCACUCGACAUUAUUUUAUUUCGGGAAAUUUUAUUCCCUAAUAAAUAAUGGUAAUAAUAACUAAAAAUGAUAUUCAUAAUACCAUCAUUAUUCUAAUACUUUUAAAAACUAGUAAAUGAGGGAGUGUGUGGCACUUAGCUUUCGAGUUAGAGGCUCGGCCAGUGAUGAGCUACGUACAGCCAGAUUCGCUCCCUUCCAUCGAUUUUGACUUUGGCCAAAAGUACUCCAACUAUGAACUUCUCAAAUUAAUGCUCCAAGCCUUUAGUAUAGACCUUCGGCCAGUGAGUUCCUCAAUUUAAUUUGGUUCCUUUGCUAUUUGACUUGGUCAAGGUGCUCCAAACUUAUCCGUCUGCCAUCAUUCCUCCAGUGGACGUGGCCUUUGGAGAACCAAGGCAUCUGAUCCAUAUGCCGUACUUCGUAUCUUUUGGGAAGCUAGCUGAAGCAUCCAUCCACCGACUCGAGGCCAACUGCGUGAGCCCUCAUCGACGGCGGUACGGGCGGUUGCCGCGGCGCAAGGGCAGCGACCAAGGCCGGGCUAGGUGGGUCCGGCAGAGCUUUGAGGUGUACCUUCCCUAAGCUUCAAGCCGCCAUUAAUGGCGGAAUUUCCUUCAGGUCGCGUCAGCUCCAUGUCGCUGAUGACGAGCGGUGAUGUGCGACUGAGGCGGUGGCCGCCUGAAACAGCUGGGGUGCUGCAGCGAGCUUCGUCUGGCGCAGCUGACUUCACCGGAGGUCCGCCGCGGCGGGGAUGGUUACGGCGGCUCCGGUGACUUCAAAAACAGAUCUGGAAAAAAUUCAGAUUUGGCUUUCCAGAUUUUCGUAGCUUCCUAGCUUCUUCUUCCCUUCCUCAGAAUCAUUUCAUUUCUUUUUUGGGAUAAGGGUCAGUUUGGUCCUCGAAGUUGCAAAAAAGGGGUCAAAUAAGUACUUAUAUAGAAAAUUUUGUCCGGACGUGCCAUUUGAGGUGGCUCCCGGUGGAAUUUUUUUAUGAAAGUUUUUGAGCAUCUUAUUCAUUAAGUCUAGUUUACUCAUACCAAAUUUCAAAUAAAAAUUCAAACGGGAAGACAUUCAAAUGAAUUCUUGAAGAUAACCGUGCCGUUAAAAGCGCAGUUAUCUUCAAGAAUUCAUUUGAAUGUCUCCCCGAUUGAAUUGUUAGCUGAAAUUUGGUAUGAGUAAACUAGACUUAAUGAAUAAGAUGAUCAAAAAAUUUCAUCAAAAAAUUCUAUCGGGAACCACCUCAAAUGGCACGUCCGAACAGAAUCUUCUAUAUAAGGACUUAUUUGACCCCUUUUUUGCAACUUCGAGUACCAAACUAACCCUUUACUCUUUCUUUUUUCUUUGCUGGAAACCAACUCUUCCAAACGACUUUCCUUCUUUUUUUGCUGAAUCACUUUCUUUCGUAUGAAUUUUUGUAGAAAACUCAAGAAAGGUAGAACACACGAAUCUUUUUGGAUAGAUUCCCACAGACGGCGCCAGUGUUGAGUUUAAUCCAACACGGACUCUCCUCACCAUUACAUUGUACAAGCUCCCAUUAAUGGAGUAUUUGAGCUAUUCUAGAGGAAGAAAGAAGAAGGAAAGGAUCCAUAAUAUGGAGGGAAACUCCCAUAUUUAUAGAGAACAGGGGAAGGGGAUGCUCUCCACCCUAAUGGGCCGCAUGGGCCGGAGUGGGCCCAAAUGGCUAAAGUGGGCCGGAUGGGCCGAAAUGGGCCUAACUGCUCGGGUUCCGUACUGAGUGAUGUCUUGGGCUCCUGAACAGUAAUAGGCCGGGAUAAUAUAUCCCAACAGUAUUGAAAAAACAAAUGUUGGGAGGGGCCAUGGCCCCCUCACCCUUAUGCAUAGUUCCGUCCCUGGGACCAUCGACUGUUACAUGCACGUGUCGUUAUUAUUCUUUUGAUGCGCAAG
Cuscuta epithymum is the source of this 5876-nucleotide messenger RNA. Lineage: Eukaryota; Viridiplantae; Streptophyta; Magnoliopsida; Solanales; Convolvulaceae. The record is from the annotation of a GenBank genome assembly.